This is a messenger RNA of Somion occarium, 1561 nucleotides long. The record is from the annotation of a GenBank genome assembly. Lineage: Eukaryota; Fungi; Basidiomycota; Agaricomycetes; Polyporales; Cerrenaceae.
AGUCGGGGCUGCUCGGUGAGCAGUUCUCAUAGAGUGCAACCACCUCCAGUCCAUCAUAGACAUGGCGUCGGAGGACACAGAACGAGCUGAGAAACAACGUUGGCUACCCUGGCUAUGGUCGCUAGCAAAAUAUCAUGCUCGGAGCUCGUGGCAUCGUUACAGGAAGCUUCCGCUCUAUGGCAAGCUGCUUCUCUGGGCUCUUGCGUUAUUCUAUGUGGCACUGGGCGUGUUUCUGAUUGUCAUUGGUCCCGAUCGUAUCGGACAGACAAUGUACAAUCUCGCUCAGAAGAUCAGUCACCUACGCUUCGGCUGGCUUAUCCUCACUGCCAUUCUUGUGGUCAUCUCUUUCCCGCCAUUCGUCGGGCAUACCACAACACUCACACUUUGCGGCUUCGCAUACGGCAUGCGAGGAUUCCCGAUAGCCGCUUUUGGAUCCCUCCUAGGUUCCGCGCUAGCUUUCCUGGCCUUGCGAUUCCUCUUCAGCCAACGACUGCGCAAAUGGUCUGCUUCAAGUCAGAAGUGGCAAGCAUUGGAAGCCGUUGUGGAAGCUAAAGGCCUACCGUUGAUCAUGCUUAUACGAGCCUCGCCAUUCCCGCCAUGGGUGUACGCCAACAGCCUCUUCGCGUCUAUCGAAGCCGUAUCAUUCUGGCAAUUUGUUAUUGCUACCUUUGUCGUCUUCCCCAAGGUCGCUUUGCACGUCUUCAUUGGCUCACGUCUCGCAUCCUUGUCGGAUGGAGAGACAAGGCGUCAUAUGGACACGCAAACGAAGAUUAUCAAUGCCGCUGUUAUAGCUGGCGGCGUUUUAAUUGUCAUUCUGACGAGCAUGUUCGUAUUCAGACUUUCCCUACUAAUUAGUCGUAUGCUUAUCCACAUUCACAGCAUCAUUUAUCACGCGAUGCAAUCGCACAUUCGACACCUCAAGAACAUUCCGCCAGAGAUAGACGAGUUGGCAGCGGAAGCUGUUGAGGAAGCAGAGGAAGGUGCUCCUCUGCUGGGGAGCUUUUCUUCUGAAUCUCUACUCGAGGAUGAGGAAAGCACAAUUCGUGCGUCGUCGAGGUCAAGAUCAACCUCGCCCGCAGCAUAGAGUUUCCCUCAAUAUAUGGACAUUUGGACAUCCAGGUUUGGAAUCUUGUAUGUAUAUAUUGUAUGAGGGGUAGUAGUAGGAUGCAUCGGUAUAGUGUAGCCAAGGAUACUAAUCACCUAGAGAAUAAGAAACCGUCCAGAAACUGAUGCCUAGGAUAAUAAUACAGAUGAACGACUCAAAGCAAGGUAAGAGAAAAGAUGAAUGAUAGCAAGGAAUCAUUUAUCAAUAGUAAUGCAAGAAGAGCAACGACAAGCUAGCUCCAAUGAGGAACAAAAGUAUCCACUUGCGACUAUCCCUCGCCCUCCUCUUGGCUUCCUUCAGCUGAACAUUACCCUUCUCCACACUAGCAGCCGUCGCAAUAGCAUCCGAGUACAAUCGCUCUGUCUGUUCAGUCUGUGUUGUCAAAUGGGCGACCAACUCCAUUUGCAGCGCACUGAUUUCCAUCAGUCGAGAUUCUGCCUGCUGCACCGAUGCCAG